AAAGCAAUAUUCCAGCUGCUGACAAUAAGAGCUUAUCUACAAAUGCAUCGAUCCAAAAAUCGCCUAAAUCAAUUGGGGCUACUUCAUCCCUAAAAGAUACACCAGCAGUAUCGACACAAAAGCUGCAUGAAUCAAAUAUCAAUGCAAAAACAGCAGCUCCGACUAUUACGGAAGAAAGAAGCAUCGCAAGUACCAACAGCACCGCUAAUGAUUCUGGAAUCGAUAAAGCUAAAAUGGCCACCAGCGGUAUGGUAGACGAGAGCAUUAGCCCCUCUCCUGCUACAGAUAGGUCUCUGGUUCAGGGACGUAGCAUCAAAACUGAGCCAACAUUAGCAACGCGACCGGAAAGUAUGAGGUAGAGGAGAAGGAGGCGGCAAAUCAACCAGCAGCAAAAGUAGCAUUAAUGGAGACAGCACUCGAUGCCUUACGACCCAUGAGCGCAAAUACCGACCUCAGCAUCUCAAGUAUCCAGAGUUUGAGCGACAGUGAUAGCACCAGUAGCAGUAGUUAUAACGAAGACAACGGCCACGACGAUGACGAUGACGCUCAAGAGGGAACCACGGCAACAACAUUGAGUACAAAUACUUCUUCUAAUACACUGGCUCCUUCAAAACCUACAUCUGCUACUGCUACAACACCAAUAGCAGCCUCCAGCCCCGCGACCGCUUUUGGAAUUGUUCUUCCAUGGUAUCAGUAUGCUCAUGACCAUGCACCGCUAAUCCCAGAACAAGGCAAUGGCAAGAUCAUGAUGGCUGAUCCUGCCGAAAUUGGACGUCAGCUAGCUGUAUCCCACGCGGUUCUCACUGCCAUGGAUUUUUCAACCUUGUCCAGUGUUUUGGAUGCAGAGAAGUGGCAAAGGAAAUAUACAAAUGCUAAAUCCAGCGUGGAUACCAUACGCGAUCGAGUUUUAUUGGAGACGCGUAUCCAACGCACGUACGCAUCCAUGCUUAAACUCGCCGUAGAUCGCCAUAGCAGACUACUUAUUAAGGACCUACAAGCGCGUACAAGCAAUAUUGACCAACUCACUCAGGAGCUUUAUUAUACCUUUUCACACGUCUGUGAUUCGCAGGAACGCUAUCUACACCAUCUUGCAGGCACGUUGGCAGUAACAAUCCAAAGCGACGAGCGAUUAUGGCGAAGCACAUCCUUUGCUGCUACUGCUGCUGAACCACCAUCCACUGCAGCAACUGCAACUACAACGCUAUCGUCGUCACCAGCAUCCAACAAAAAACGGCGAGAAGAAUACCCGGAUGUAGUUUUGCGGCUCGAGAAAAUCGCAAAAAGAUGCUCGUCCUCACUUACGACAAAUAUGUCACAGCAAUAUCAGCAAGACAUUUUAAAACGCAAAACGAAAAGCACUACUACUACCCGCCGUAACACCGAUAAUAUGAGCGAUGACGGAAAUCUUUCGGAUGACUCAAUGUUUCUUGCAUCUGUACGCACCAGCAUGACCAGUUUUGAUGAUCAUCAACAAGCACAUGCUCUCCUAGAUAUCAUCGAGAAACAGCUAUCCGUAUAUGGUGGUAAUGGUGCUCACGUUGCUGGCGACAAGAGCACUUCGGCUGGUGUUAGCACUGACAGUAACAAUGCCGACCUCCAAGAGGAGCUAGUGCGCUUACGAAAGCGAGAAGCAGAAAUGCAGCAUCGUCUGGAUACCCAGUCGUCCGAGUUCUCUCGACAGCGGUUAGAAUGGGAACGGCAAUUAAUGCAAGCAACGCAGCAGCAAAAUGACCAAUCUUCAUCAUCCGCAAUACAGCAAAAGCUAGAGCAGCAAGUAGCACGUGAAAUUGAAGACCGCAAAUCUCUAGAGGAAUCACGGAGACGAUUAGAAGAAGCAUUACGGCAUGCGGACCACCACCAAGCUGAGAUACAGCGACAGCUAGAGGACAGCCAACGCGACCAAGCCCAGCAGUGUCAAGAGCUUAACCAGGCAUUAUCCCAAGCCAAACACCAUGAGUCGAGACUACAAGAAGAACAGACCGUGUUGCAGGACCGGAUACAAGAGCUUGAACAGACAUUGAAAUUAGCAACAGAGCAGCAAAGUCUUGAACAGAGUAGCCGUGAAUCUGCCAAGAUAUACGAGCUCAACCAAGCGUUACUGCAGGCCAACCAGCGCGAGCGUGAGCUGGUACAGCGAGUUCAACGACUCGAAGAAACGACGACAAAUUUGCACAAUGAGCAUGCAUCAAGACAGCGAAACUCGGAGCAGUCUAUGCUGCAUAAAUUCAAACAAGAAAGACAUGCUAUCCAAGCUGAGUUGGAGAUUUCGCGGCAACAAGAAACUGAGGCACGGAGUCGUUUGGAUGCUUUAAACGCUCAAGUGAAACAGGCACUUACUAGUACAUCGAUGCCAUCUUUGGAUGCCAUGGUAGACAAAUUGAUAGAACAACAGCAACAACGACAAUCAUCAGCAAGGCCGGCUUCGAGGGAGAGCAGCAACCAACAGCAAGCACUGGAUAAUCUUCGCGCAGCAUUCAAAGAAGCGCAAGAAGAAUAUACCCGGAGAGAAGCAGCACUCAUGCUCCAAUCGGCCAGCGUUGAAGCAGAAUUGGGUGCUAUCUUCAAAGAAUAUGACAAGCUUACACGCAACAUUGCAGACUUUAAUUACGAACGCAAAAAGUACGAUCAGCAAGUGCAGGCCCUGAUGCGCGAAAAACAUCUACUGGACAAACAACUAGCGGAUUACAAGGUCAAGGACGGUAUCGGCAAGGAUGGUCAAACAAUGACUUUGCGCAAGGAGUUCCGGCAGUUGAUGGCGACAGUCAAGGCUGAACAUGAGCAGGCAAUUGAGAAGGAAAUGGAAAAGCGACGACAGGUGGAAAGUGACAUGCGUAAUAUGAAGCACGAAUUAGAGAUGAAGCGAUGGGAUACAGUGAGCACUGCUGUACAAACUAGUUUCGUCGCUUAUCCUCCUCCAUCCAAUGCCACCACUAUGUAAUAUUUGUUAUUUUCGCUAUAUAGAAGUUUCUUUUUAUUGUUUUCGUUUUUAUCACCUUCAUCGAACAUUUAUCCGCUUCCCAUUCGUCUAUCCUAUAUCUCACCCAUA
This is a messenger RNA of Zychaea mexicana, 3046 nucleotides long. RefSeq lists its product as uncharacterized. The transcript is spliced from 3 exons. Bases 404 to 2938 code for a protein of 844 amino acids. Lineage: Eukaryota; Fungi; Mucoromycota; Mucoromycetes; Mucorales; Lichtheimiaceae. The record is from RefSeq and is a predicted model, not a curated record.